AUGAUGUAUACAGAAGAGCAACUGGCGCUCUACUUUGCGCGCAUCGGCCUGUCGGGUCCGCAGGUGCCCAAAGACCACCAGCACGGCGGCGAUCCGCUAGCGCUGCUCGCAGAGCUUCAGAAGCGCCAGAUCGCUCAUGUCCCGUUCGAGGACCUCGACCUGCACUACUCAACGCACCACAUGCUGUCGCUGGACCUGGAUGACCUGUUUGAGAAGAUUGUAGUCCGCAGGCGUGGCGGCUACUGCAUGGAGACGAAUACCUUCUUCGCUGCAGUGCUGCGGAGUCUGGGCUUCACGCUCAUCACCUGCGGCGCAAAGGUCAAGUUUGGCGAACGGUUUGGCCCGUGGAGCCAUAUGAACAACAUUGUGAUUAUCAACGGCAAACGUUACAUGGUGGACGUCGGCUUUGGAGGCAACGGACCCGUCCGGCCCAUGCCCCUAGACCAUGGGGUCGUCGUUGACCGCAUCCUCCCUUCCAGGAUGCGCGUCGAGCACAAAAGGCUACCACAGCACUCCGAACCCGCACAGCGGCUCUGGGUCUUUUCGACGCAAGACAAUGCCGACGCUGAAUGGGUUGAGCAAUAUGCUUUUGCCGACCUCGAGUUCUUUCCCGAGGACUUUGAGUCUAUGAACUGGAAGAUCAUGACGUCACGAACGAUCUGGUUUACCAAAAUGGUCACGGCCUUGAGGUAUAUCCUCAACGAGGAGACGAACGAGUUGGAGGGCCAGAUGAUCCUGCACCACAAUUAUGUGAGACGGAGAACCGGGACGGAGAAUGAGAUACUUGUGAGACUGGAAAAUGAGGAGCAGAGAAUCAAAGCGCUAGCCGAACAUUUAGACAUACACAUCACAGCCGCUGAAGCCAAAUGCAUUCGGGGCAUGGUUACUCAAAUCCCCGUUCCAGAUGAGAAUAGCCGCGCCGACUCAGACUUGCAGAAGCGGACCGCUGGUCCAAACAUCCUAUUCGUGAUGUCUGAUGACCAGGAUUUGCACAUGAACUCGAUGAACGCGAUGCCAAAUGUUCAGAAGCUCCUCGCUGAGCAGGGUACAACUUACAACAAGCACUACUGCACCAACGCUCUCUGUUGCCCUUCAAGGGUCAGUCUGCUGACGGGAAAAGCGGUCCACAACACCAAUGUGACCAGUGUCGUCGCCCCUUACGGUGGAUAUCAAAAGUUCGUCAACACCGGACUGAACAACGACUAUCUCCCAAUCUGGCUGGAGAAAGCCGGGGUCAACGCCUACUACGUUGGGAAACUCAUGAACGAGCACGGAGUCGAUAACUAUAACAAGCCGUUUCCUAAGGGAUGGAAGAAUAGCAACUUUCUUCUCCAGCCCGGAACGUACGACUACGUGAACACAACAUGGUCGUACGAUCAGAAAAAGCCACAAAAUUUCCCCGGACAGAACGCCAUCAACCUGAUCACCAACAACAGUUUAGAGAUGCUCGACCACGCCGUGAAUGACGGCAAACCCUUCUUCUUGGCCGUCGCUCCUGCCAUCCCACAUGUCGGCAUCCAUGCUACCGGUGGUACAUAUGUGCCAGAGCCUGUCGACAAAUGGAAGAACGCAUUCACAGACGCAACGAUACCACCGACAAAGAAUUUCAACCCCAAAGAUCCUAGUGGAGGUGCUUGGGUCAAAACUUUGCCACAGCUUACCCAGGACGAGAUUGACAAGCACAACGAAUUCUAUCGCGCUCGGCUCCGCGUUGUUGCCGGGAUCGACGACAUGAUCGGCGAAUUUGUUGCUGCGCUGGAGAAGAAGGGCAUCCUGGACAAUACGUUCAUCGUGUACACGACCGAUAACGGCUACCAUAUCGGGCAACAUCGGCUCGGCGCCGGCAAGAAGUGCGGGUAUGAGGAGGAUAUCAAUAUUCCCAUGGUCAUUCGCGGCCCCAAUGUGCCGAAGAACAAAGCAACAGACAUUGUCACCACGCACACGGACCUGGCCGCGACCUUCAUGAGCAUGCUUAAGCUGAAGGAGCAGCCCGGAAUGGACGGCAAGGCCAUGCCGCUUACACAGAAAGCGCUGGACGACAACAAGAACGGUCCAUCCGAGCAUGUCAACGUUGAAAUGUGGAGUUCUGGUACCUACAACGAGAACCCACUGAUCAAGGCUGCGGCGACAGUGUACGAAGAAGAUGACGAGGAAGACGUGAAAGUGCAGGCCGCCAUCCCGGGGAUUGGAAAGAACACGUACAAGUCUCUCCGUCUUAUUGGAUCUGGAUACAACCUGUACUACUCCGUUUGGUGCACCAACGAGCAUGAGCUCUACAACAUGGUCGAUGACCCGUACCAAAUGAAUAACCAGCUUGCCGACUUCAAGGCCGGCACUGACAUGAGCCAGAUCAAGGGAAAUAUGAUGGGACAUCCAUUGUCCAAGCUGGUUCCCAGAAUUGAUGCUCUGCAGCUGGUCCUCAAGUCGUGCAAGGGUGCUAGUUGCCGGGACCCGUGGAAGACACUGCACCCACAGGGCAACGUGAAGAGCCUCUCAGACGCUCUGAACCCAGAGUUUGACGCAUUCUACCAGAACCAGCCCAAGGUCGGAUUCACCGGAUGCAAACCGGGGUAUCUGAUCGAACUGGAGGGCCCUCAGAAUGCAAAGCCCUAUUCGACGUAG
This is a messenger RNA of Thyridium curvatum, 2622 nucleotides long. RefSeq lists its product as uncharacterized. Gene Ontology annotation, molecular function: acetyltransferase activity; N-acetylglucosamine-6-sulfatase activity; glycosaminoglycan binding. The transcript has 10 exons. Bases 1 to 2622 code for a protein of 873 amino acids. The record is from RefSeq and is a predicted model, not a curated record. Lineage: Eukaryota; Fungi; Ascomycota; Sordariomycetes; Thyridiales; Thyridiaceae.